Messenger RNA from Danio rerio (zebrafish), 1331 nucleotides. NCBI's taxonomy places the organism in Eukaryota, Metazoa, Chordata, Actinopteri, Cypriniformes, Danionidae. The record is from RefSeq and is a predicted model, not a curated record.
CUCUCUUUAGUGGGUUGUUGGAGAAAACGGCAUCCUCAAACCAAAGCGAAUUAACCCAAAUAUCUACCAGCCCCCAUCAUUAAAAGCCGUGCAGCAGAUGGCUGAAGCUCAAAUGCAGAAAUUAGGUGUGUAUCCUCAUGUAGAGGAGGAGGGGGAGGAGCCUGUUCACAGAGGGGGGGCGGAGCUCUGCUCAUCCUGCACAACUGAAUCGCAGGAGCAAAGGAGCACACCAGAAAAGCAGUCUGGCAUGAGGAAGACAGAAGCCACGGCACCGACCGAUGAAGAAGAAGAAGAAGAAGAGGAGGAGGAGGAGGAAGAUGAAGAAAAAGAAGAAGAAGAAGCAGAUGAUAUGGCAAGAGAGGAGAGCAGAAAUCUGGACUGAUAGAAGUUUGAGAACUUUAGUGAUUUCUUUUAUUUGGUAAUGCAAACUUUGUUUAUUAAUUAUUGGUUUUCCGUGAUUUCAUCAUUUCGCAAAUAACAGCAAACUGUUUGAAUCAUUAUAGACUCAUUCUGAAAAUGUAGCCCUAUAUACAUUUCUGGAGAUCGCGAAUUAUGUAGCCAGAGGUACAUAAUGCUGCAUUUCUUCCUUGAAACAAACACUAUGGAGUGCUACGAUGCUGUUCCUUUUUGCGCUUACCAGCUGACCCACUUACCUUCGUAUGGACGGCUUUCCCGCUGUUACCAGUUUGUCCAGUGGCUCGCCACUUACGUUGGCAGACUUGAGACACAGAGCAGAGUUGACCGUGAUGACGGGGUUUGAGUCUGGUGAAGAAUGCUUCCAGAAAGCAGCUAAGACAAAAACAAAAGCCAAAAGAUAAUAUAAACAAGUAAAUAACAGCGUGAGAAUGUGUUCAAAUCUGAAAACGCGGUAAAAAUCUGGUGGCCGCGAGGGCUUAUCUUUUUCUGGAUUGCUUUUUGGGUUUAAGGAAGGGAGUGGGUGGGGGGGAUCGGUCGGUUGGUCAGUCAUUCAGUCAGACGACAGUGACCUCCGGUGCAUUUACGUGAGAAGACCAAGCGCGAACGGCACUUGCGAAAGUAAUUUGAGAUCUUAAAAAGUCUACACAGCAGCCUGUAGUGGAUUCGCGACAACAAAAAAAAAAAAAAACGUAGCUCCUGGGACGUAUUCGGCUCUCUCCAGAAAUGUAUAUAGGGAUACGUAUCCAUAAUGAGCGUGUUGGUUUGUAUUCAGAGGGAAAACAAGAAACUCGGAAAGACUGGAACCCUGACAUUGCCAUCAAAUAGAGACACACAACAUAAAGUAAAAUGUAUAAUGUAAUAUGCUUUCAUACCGUCAAACAAACAAACAGGUAAAGUAUGAAUGAUUAUUUGUA